UUGGCAACUCUACCUGUAGUAGACUACCAGUCAAAAUCACACUUAAUUGUUUUGAUAUCUCGUAUUGAAGUUAAAUCAAGUUUUUAAGAAUGAGUGCCAGUUCCGGAGGGUCCUGGAUCCACGCCAUCUAUGAUGAGGUAGCCCUCGAGGGUUUGGAGGGGGUGACAUUGCCCUAUCUAUGGGACCUGCUGGCCAGACGCCUGGAUUUUUUUCCAUCUCCGCUGCCUGACCGCAUUCGGGAUCAGACGUGGACCUUGCUGCUGCGCACUCCGUCCCACAAGAUCGAGUUCUUUGAACUGCCGGCGGACAGACCACUAAUGCCCUACUAUGAUCGCCUCAACGACAUCGACGAGCAGCUGGGAUUGCCAGUGGUGCCCGAGCAGUGUCCCUACAUGUUGUUCCCGGCCGCGUAUGUGCAAGAGGGCGACAUCAAGGGUAACUGCAACGACUUCAAGACCCGCAAGCCAAUCCCUUCCAGCGAUCUGCUUUCUCUUAAUGCCGCUCAAGCCACGGAACAGUGGGCCGGCAGGCUCGUAGUAGUGGCCUCCCAAGAGCUAAGGGAGACAGCGCUCACACCCGAAAGCCUCAUGAUGCCCAAGAAUCUGCCACUGCCCAACUACAUCUUCCUGGAGGCCAUCGGACGGUCUCGGUACAGCGGACACACGACCGCAGGCCCUUGGUCUCUUAUAAACUACAGCAAGGACACAGGAAUUCUCUUCUAUAUCAAAAACAAGUUGAUAAAUCUGCAGCUAAUUAUUGCCCAGAACUAUAACGAAAUGAACAAGGGACGCAUCCUGGUCUCUUCGCUGCUGAUGCUACCGCGCUUUUACCGCAUCUACAAGAACCACUCUCAGGAAAAUCUGGAAAAGCUAUACCUGGAAAUAAUGCGUACGCCAAGCCGCCAGGUACCCGUGACCGAAAUAACCGAUCUACUAGGCCGUCCUACCAAUUUUAAGACGAAGAAGCUACUGGUGACCCACGCCUUUCGUAAGUUCUUCGAGACUAAGCAAGUGGAAAGGCCCGUUGCGCCACUGACCAAGUCGGGAAAGCAGUCCAAAGCAACCACACGCAAGGUGACAGUGAUACAGCUGCGCAAUCCAAAUAUGCAACUGAAGGAUCUGUACAAGGAUGAUGAAAGCGAGGAGAAUCAGGCAUCCGAGUUCUUGGAUCUGGGCCACUGCUUUCUUGAUAUGCCUCCGGAGGAGGAAGUUUACCGCGCAGUGGCGAAAUUCGGCAAACGGGGUCUUAAUAGCAACGAGUUGUGCCAUUACACUGGCAUCAACGCCACCUCAAUGCGACACUUUAUUAAACGAGUAAAAAAACACGGCCUGGUAAAAGAGUACUCGGAGCAGGUGGGAAAGAGCCGGCAGUUCCGCUUUGUGGCCGUAGGACACUUGGGGGAUCUUACAAAAGAGGACGAGAUCAAGAAAAAGGCACUGGAGAUUAGGUGUAAGGAUGAGCCGAAUAUUACCGAAAGCACUGAUGUUCUGCUGAAGGACUUACCCGAGAUCGUGACGAAUGCCCGACCCAUAGCGUUCAAAAUUAAGAAGACCCGAGCGGCCAAUCAGACACAGCGCCAAAUCAACCGCCAGAAAAUGAUUGUGCGCCAGAUCGACCAGAAUUGUCUGGUGCCCCUGCCCCGGGUGUUAAGAUCUCUCCAGGAAACGGAGCGGCAGGCCGGCUUUAAGGAUAGCCUAUGCCGCCGCUCUUUGAUGCGCCUUCUGCGUCCUAUGGUUGAGGAAAAUGUUAUAAACGUGUUCGAGAUCACCCUACACUACAAUCAACGCGUUCGCGUCUACCGUUUCGCCACACACCCGAAAAUCGGUCUUGACCACGCGGUCAUGAAACGCGAGAUUGUCAAGCUCAAGAGUAACUUCCACUUGAUCACUGAGGAGCGCUUGAAGCGCCCAUCACAGAUGCCUCCCAAGGAGCGCAAGGAAUUACUCGCUCGUCGAAAACUGACGCCGGAGCGUUCAAGUGUAGUCUUCAAGACGCAGGCACCCAAACUUCUGUUGGCGAGGACAUUGCACGAGUUCCUCUACUAUUUGCACCACGAGCUGUCGCCGGAACAGAAGCCUCUACCCAUGACCGCCGAGCUUGUGCAGCAAUGGCAGAAGUCAGAACCGGCACUGCAACCGCGCCAGUUCUUCGACGAGUGGCAGGCGGAUGAAGUAAAGGUUCAGCCCUUCUCCGAGGACAUAGGUUGGCGCACUUUUAUACCGCCGUUGCCGCCCUACGCAGACAAACCAUCUGGCUGGCUUUACUUUAUGGAUGCCAUGGACAGAAUGCCGCUCUCGCUCUUUCUGCGCAUCUGUCGCAUCGAGCGUGAAGCCAGCGACGAGUUGCGUCUGCAGCUUCAGCAUCCCAUCCGUCAGCACUACCUGCUUUCCCAGCUCAAGCUGGAAACGAUUGUGCCACGUUUGAAGUUGCAGCAGCUUUACGUGGGCACUCUGCGACUUCUCAACAAUAUGGGUCUAAUACAGGUAAGCGAUCAGAAGUUAGGUCGUGACUCCCUGCACCGCUGGGUGUUCCUCAAUCAGCGAACAAGUUUGCUGGAUACGACUUCCAGCACAGAGCACAACUACAUGCAAGUGAGCGCCGAUCGCUCGUAUACAAAGCUCAACUUUGAGUUCUCCAGCGUGGAACAACUGGGCAACUACUGGGCCAAGCUGCAGCACAUCUGCAUUUACACGAAGCUGGGAUACCGCAAAUCGUUAAGCACGCAGAGAAGUCUACCGGCGCGUUUGAAGGUUCUGGUCUUCCAGCCCACGGUGGAGUUCAACCAGGCCGUUGAGCUGGACAACGGAACAGUGCCUGGUGAUCACCUGGGAGCCGCUGGAUUGAGCUCCCAUUUGUUUGCCCACCAGUUCCGCCACUGGUCGUGGGUGCAGCGCCAGAAUGGUGGAAAGUCAAAUGCAGCAAGGGAAAAGGCAAAGAGGACAGUCCGGAAGCGAGCUGUAAUCACGCGCCUGAAGAUUGGUCCCCGACUAGCGGUACGCAAAGCACGCGAGCUAUCCUCCGGCAAAACUUUAAAUAAGUCCUCCGGCCCACGAGACGACAUUGACCGGGAUGCCCUCAGGAAUAUGCGAACAUUGCGCGUUAAAUGGGCGCCAGAGGAGGAUCGUUUGCUCAAGAUGGGCCGGGCCGUUUACAUGUUCAUUGAUGCACCCACAAUGACCUUGGCCUUGUGCGACUUGGCUGUUGUCUGCCGCGAUUUGAUUCGCCGCUGGCUGGGCAUCUGCAACAAGACAACUCAGGCCUGCGUGCGCCGCGUUCAGUUUAUGGUGAAGAUGAAGCGCGACAUUCCGGACGUGCCCAGCUGGAUCUACGCAAUGCAAACGCAGCCACAGUUCAACACGGUGUACAACGAACGAUUUUUGAGCCAGCUGAAGCGAGAUUAUUCCAAUAAGACCGAUUUCCAAAACGCGCUUAUGACUCACUUUGCCCUAAUGAUGGCCAAACUGCAGCGAAUGAUAGCGAAAUCUCAAGGUUCUGUUAGCCGCCAGUUUUUGCUGCCCGACUCCUUGGACGCCUUUGGCAGCCAACUACGCGAGUGUCGAUCGGCGCACGAGGAGCAGCAAUUGCUAUUCCAGGACCCCGCUUCGGAGACGGAUCUACAGGUGGCCGUCGCUCAUGGCGUGUUGCACAGCAACAUAUGCUGCGCCAAGGACAAGACGCUGCUGAACCUGCAGACUUUCGAGAUCUACAAGCACUUCUCCGAGGAGGUGCUCAACUCAGCCUUCAACAAAGCGCGUGCAGAUUCGUUGCUAGUUGCGGUGAAGAGGCGAAACAUUCAGUCGGCUGCCAGCCGCCAAAUCUCCGGACCUGGUCAUUUGCUGAGCUCAAAGUACAAGUACCGCCUAAUUUACACCAAGCUGACGCACUUCCUCUACGACAGCUUCUUUGCAUUGGACCAAAAGCUGCGGGCAGACCAGGAGCAGCAGCUAUCCUCGCCGCAUUUCGGCCAACUCCUGGUGAUGGGCGAGUGGUUGUCGGAAAACAGGCUACGUCUUUCACUUCAGCUGCCCACAAAUAUCCUGACCGUGGACACCACCACCAUGGGCAGGCAGAGUGGUUGCCACUCAGAUCGAAUUCUGGAUCACUACAGCUGCAUCUUCGACAACGCCCCGCAAACCGAGUACUCUAAGCGGUUGGAGGGCGAGUGCAGUGGACGCCAAGCGUCGCGUGUGCGUUUUCAUCCGGCCAACCUGAGCUUUCGCCUCCCGACUUCUGCUUAUAACCAGCUCUCCAAACUGCAGCUGCGUGCUAUGCAUUUCUUCUGUGCACUGGAUGCCUUGGGCGAGGCCAUCACUUUAAGCCAGUCGCGUUUGGAGCAGUUCGACUGCCCCUUCGCCAACUGCAUUAUGCGCAGUGGCAACUAUUUAAACGCCGUCGAGCGGAUUGCCCACGAGCAGCGACCCAUUCUCCGGCAACUGGUGGCCGAUGCUUUACCAUCGCAGCAGUUCGAACUGGAAUCGCAUCCAGCGGGAACACCCCUCACAGUGACCAACGCCAAUCUUCUGCCGUUUGCACAGCAACUGGAGGCUUUCUGGCGACAAAAACAACGAACGACGGAGCUUAAGGAUUUGGGUAAGACGCUAGAGGAACGAACCCAGCACAAGCUCACCGACUGGCGUUCCAUUUGUGCUGAGCUGCUUGAUGAUGAGCCACAUGCAUGGGAGGCGGAUCGCGUUCAGGAGUACGAACCUGCACUGAACAAGGAAGAGCGUGCUCGAGCGCAGGAUGUGUUUGUAGUUCAUCUACCCACCAUUGCAAUGAAGGUUGUGGAACAGCCGGAAACCAAACAGACAAUUGACAGCCUGCGUACUUCGGUUCUCGACAAGGUUCUUAAAACUACCUACUGGCAGUACACGGAGAACAGCUUUGAAAGCCUUAGGCCUAAGCUGCACGAGAGUGGAUUCGAUGAUCGUGCCAUCCGCCACAUGGAGGACAUACUCUGUCACAUUGAAAAGCAUUCACUCGGUGUGAAGGGCCUGGAGUUGAGGAGGAUAUUUCCCCUGGGAGAUUUCCUGUUGGAAACUCUCCAUCUACUAGCUGACCACAAUCUAAUCAAACGAGUGGGCAUAGUUAGUGUCAUGUAUGUUCAUAAAAACCACAUCCGUAAUUGGGUGGUGCACACGUUCCACAUCAAGAGAUUGGAGCGGGAAAAAGUGCAGACCAUGGUGGCGGCGGCACCUGGAACACUCCUAGCCGUCGUUGGUCACAAGCGCAAACUGGAGGCUCAGGAGACAGCUAGCUCUGUUCCAGAAAAGAAGGUUAAACUCAUGGAGCAACUGAGCACUGAAAGUGAGAGUGACGAGGCGGGUGGAUCUGCUGCCAAGCGGCCAAAGAGGAUUACACGAAAGGAACCCUCCCUCGAAGUGGCUAAUACCACUCUGGAAGCUUCACGGGAUGCAAUUGCCAUGCGACCGCAGCCUUGGAUCCGCGUAAAUGCAUCCCUCAAUCGACGCGUCCUCGACCGCUGGCUGGGCGCCGUUCUCAGCGAGUGCAUCUCUCGUGUAGGCUGCACCGUGCACAGCUUGUUUCUCAGGUUCUUGCACUUGGUGCCUGUGGACGUCAUGUUCCUGCUGGAGCUUCUGCACGAUCUCGGUUGCGUACAACUAAUGGAGAUGCGACCUCACAAAGUGCACGUGGAAUCGCUGCUGGAUGAUGAACAUGAAGACGGUGAUGAGCAGCCAGUCACGGAGCUCUACGAUCCCAUGCAGACCUACGUUCAAGUGCAUGGCCACGCUAUAGGCAGGCUCACCAACUUCAUUGGCAUAAAAAAAUACAGCACUGAAUUUAUUUAAAGAUCACUCAUUGAUUACCUUGUCAAGACUAGUUUAGGAUGCACUAAUAUAAUGACCUGUCUCAUUGCAAGAU
This is a messenger RNA of Drosophila santomea, 5883 nucleotides long. RefSeq names its product general transcription factor 3C polypeptide 1. The record is from RefSeq and is a predicted model, not a curated record. Gene Ontology annotation, biological process: 5S class rRNA transcription by RNA polymerase III; transcription initiation at RNA polymerase III promoter. Gene Ontology annotation, molecular function: DNA binding. Bases 90 to 5810 code for a protein of 1906 amino acids. The transcript is spliced from 7 exons. Gene Ontology annotation, cellular component: transcription factor TFIIIC complex. Lineage: Eukaryota; Metazoa; Arthropoda; Insecta; Diptera; Drosophilidae.